This is a messenger RNA of Racocetra persica, 389 nucleotides long. Lineage: Eukaryota; Fungi; Glomeromycota; Glomeromycetes; Diversisporales; Gigasporaceae. The record is from the annotation of a GenBank genome assembly.
CUUUUGCGGCUUUAUUCGUUGAUUUAUGUUAUACUUGUCAUCUUUUGAUGUGGUUUGUUUGGGAACAUCCUUCCGAUUUUUUGUGUGCAUAUGCGACUUGGGGAACCGUAUUUUUUGCCCUUACUUCUAUAUUCUUUAUCGUAUGCAUAAACCUUCAUAUAAUAUUCGUAAACGAAUAUAGAAUUCGUUUUAAUUUUGAAAAAUUUUAUUUUAUAAUAUCAUUAUUUUUGGCCCUUAUUCUUUCUCUUCUUCCUGUUUCUGUUAAUAUGUAUGGUUAUGAUCAUGUCGAACUAUCUUGUUGGUAUCGAGAUACUGGUGAAGAACAUUGUAUAAUAUGGCAAUGGAUUACUUUUUUCGGUUGGGUAGAUGCGGCCAUCUUAUAUUGUGCG